CCCCGCCCCUGCUCGCGAAGUGGCGUCACUUCCGGCGCCUGCGCGCGGCGUCCGCGGGCCGCGGGAUGGCGGCGCUGAGGCGUUGGCUGUGGCGGAGCGUCGCCUCCUACUUCAGGUGCCGACCGGGGCCGGCCGUGGCCAGCUGCAGGAAGCGCCGCCUCUCGGAGUUGCUGAGGCCGUGGCACCGGCCGGCGGCCGUGGGGCUCGGCGUGGCCCUGUGUGCGGUGCCCAUCGCGCAGAAAUCAGACCCUCAGUCUCUCAGUAACGAUGCGUUAAUGAGGAGGGCAGUGUCCUUGGUAACAGAUAGCACCUCUACAUUUCUCUCUCAGACCACAUAUGCUCUGAUCGAGGCCAUCACAGAUUAUACUAAGGCUGUCUAUACCUUAAUUUCUCUCUAUCGGCAAUAUACAAGUUUACUUGGGAAAAUGAAUUCACAGGAAGAAGAUGAAGUGUGGCAGGUGAUCAUAGGAGCCAGAGUUGAGAUGACUUCAAAGCAGCAAGAGUACUUGAAACUGGAGACCUCUUGGAUGACUGCCGUGAGUCUUUCCGAGAUGGCCGCGGAAGCUGCCUACCAGACAGGAGCAGAUCAGGCCUCUAUAACUGCCAGGAAUCACAUCCAGCUGGUGAAGUCACAGGUGCAGGAGGUCCGCCAGCUCUCCCAGAAGGCGGAGACCAAGUUGGCCGAAGCACAGACAGAGGAGCUCCGUCAGAAAGCUCAGGAGGAAGCGGAUGAGAGGGCUGAGGCGGAGCACGAUGCCUACCUACGAGAGGAUUGAGGGUCGGAGCCGCCGCCCGUGUCUGAGUGGGAAGCAAGGCGGACCCCACCUUCCCCCACGGUGGCAGCUGCCUGCAGAGGACGCUGCAGGCCUGAGGCCUUUGAGCCGUGGCAGCCUGGCCCCUUCCCCACAUCUCAGGCUUAUACUGCACCUGUUCUUCGCCCGAGGGCACCGCACUUUGUUCAGCGACUCACAGCUGCCCUCCCACCCUCCCCUCCCGUUGCUGGGCCAGAGCGGGCUCUCGGUAGUCCUGUCCCAAAGUUUGGUGGCUGUUCUAACUUUAGUUUCCAAUCUGACUCACACUGACUUACUGUUUGCUCCCUCCAGAACCGUUUUUUGAGAACAGGGGAACCUUUCCUGUUAGGUUUCUUUUAGUAUUUGGUUUCCUUUCCUGCCCUGUGAGUCCACUCAGAUCCAGGAGCCCAGCGGCCACAGUAUCUGGGGACAACCAGAGCGGACCUGGUGCUCUCAACAGGCCUUACUCAGCACCGUGUUCUCUCCUCCUUGCUAGUAGCUGUUGAAACUGAAUAAU
This is a messenger RNA of Sorex fumeus (smoky shrew), 1308 nucleotides long. It is a transcript of the gene DIABLO, whose product is annotated as diablo IAP-binding mitochondrial protein. Bases 66 to 776 code for a protein of 236 amino acids. The transcript is spliced from 6 exons. Gene Ontology annotation, cellular component: mitochondrion. The record is from RefSeq and is a predicted model, not a curated record. Gene Ontology annotation, biological process: neuron apoptotic process; intrinsic apoptotic signaling pathway in response to oxidative stress. Lineage: Eukaryota; Metazoa; Chordata; Mammalia; Eulipotyphla; Soricidae.